CUGUCGGGAUCCCGACCCCCCCGGGAUCCCUACUCCCUCAGGAUCCCGGCUCCCACGGAAUCCCGACACCCCCCCACCCGGGAUCCCGACUCUCUCAGGAUCCCGACUCCCUCAGGAUCCCGACUCCCUUGGGAUCCCGACCCCCCCGGGAUCCCGACUCCCUGAGGAUCCCGACUCCCUCAGGAUCCCGACGCCAACGGCAUCACCCUAGUGGACGCGCGGCGAAAGCAAGCAGGUAGCAAGGGGCCAUUGGAACUCGGGAACCACUGAACUUUCUUCCUGCCUUCUGCCCUCUUCCCUGCCAUCUCCCGUCCUCUAUCAACAGUGCUUUGCACAUAGUGCUUCCAUGGGCUCUGCUGACCAGAGCUUCAACCUGGCUGAGAUCCUGUCCCUGAACUAUGGGAUUCCAGAGAAGUGGAAGGAAGUGGCAGGUGAUGCCCUUGGCCAAGAGCCCUCACUGCAGGAGCUGGAAAAAACAGUCAAGGAUUUGCUUUCUUGGGAAGAGGAGGUGAAGGCACAAUCGUCCACCGAUGACCUCAUCCCAUCUGUGACUCCCCACGAUGCGCCGGACCUUUUCUGCGACCCAACCGGCUCCAACUUCCCUGCUGAUGAAGACAAAAAGCCUUGCUCUAACUCCUCUGACUGGGAAGAGGACUUGUUUCCCUUCAAUGAGAGUAGGAAGGAGAUCAUGAUUGGACUUCAGUACCAGGCUGUUGUGCCCCCGCUCCUCUCCAACAAGCAGAGCUAUAAAGCCUAUGUGAACGAGGACCAGCUGCUGUGGGACCCCAAUGUCCUUCCAGAGUGGAAGGUGGAAGAGUUCCUGUACCGGGCAGAGAAGCAGAGGUGGGAGAAGAUGGACGAUUUGGGCCUGCCCCUUGGGGUGGUAGUGAAGGACAACGAACAGGCCCUGUACGAGCUAGUCAAGUGCAACUUCAACAUGGAAGAAGCUCUCCGACGCCUGCAGUUCAACGUGAAGGUCAUCCGAGAUCAGCUGUGCACCUGGAGCGAGGACGAAUGCCAGAAUUUUGAACUCGGCUUCAAGGUCUACGGGAAAAACUUCUCUCUCAUCCACGCGAACAAGCUGCGCACACAUUCUGUGGGUGAGUGCGUGAAGUACUACUACGAGUGGAAGAAGUCAAAGCGCUACGAGCACUUCAUCCAGCAGUCCCGUUUCAGGAGGAAGAAGUGUGUCCAGUCUGGAGCCAUGGAUUAUGCGGACAACGAUCCGGAGGGGGGUGAGGUGGCGCGCUCUGGCUUCAGAUCCCCUCAGCGUGGAUCACUUGAGCGUCGAAGUGGGCCAGAGCUCUAAGUGCAGCAGCACGCCUUCCGAGACGGGGAGUGCUGAGGACUCAGCACACCCAACCCAGCCCAGCUCUUCCCCAACCCUGAUGGACCAGCUUGCAGCCAACUCCGGCGAGCACUUGGCUGGGACUUUGCCCUCCCGGGGGCUCUGCCCAGAGAGGCUGGUUCCCAGCCACGUGGCUCUGACAGAGAUGCCGAGGGGGCCGUGACCCUGUCCAUCAGAAAUUUUGGAUGCAUCAGCAUUGGGGAUGUAAAUAGUUUCCUGACACAGUGAGUGUCUCCUGAGUGUCCAUCCUUCUGUCCUUUCCUUUCUGUGGCCCGGGCUCCUCUUCCGGACUUUAGAAGAUAGCUUUGUGGCUCCUCAGCUCAGCAGGAGGGGAGGGGCAGCAUAUUUGGUGGGGGUGGAGGUCAGGGGGAUUGUGUGGUUGGAAACCAAUGUAAUCUCUCUC
Messenger RNA from Tachyglossus aculeatus (Australian echidna), 1751 nucleotides. It is a transcript of the gene MIER2, whose product is annotated as MIER family member 2. The coding region runs from base 347 to 1309 and encodes 320 amino acids. NCBI's taxonomy places the organism in Eukaryota, Metazoa, Chordata, Mammalia, Monotremata, Tachyglossidae. The transcript has 11 exons. The record is from RefSeq and is a predicted model, not a curated record. Gene Ontology annotation, biological process: negative regulation of transcription by RNA polymerase II. Gene Ontology annotation, cellular component: nucleoplasm. Gene Ontology annotation, molecular function: transcription corepressor activity; histone deacetylase binding.